Condylostylus longicornis is the source of this 822-nucleotide messenger RNA. RefSeq lists its product as uncharacterized. The transcript is spliced from 4 exons. The coding region runs from base 1 to 822 and encodes 273 amino acids. NCBI's taxonomy places the organism in Eukaryota, Metazoa, Arthropoda, Insecta, Diptera, Dolichopodidae. The record is from RefSeq and is a predicted model, not a curated record.
AUGGAAACAGAGUUGAAAGUCGAAAAUAACGCAAAGAAAUCCGAUAGUAUUAAAUCAAUUUUUCAAGGAUUAACAUUUAUACUGGUUUUCUAUUUACUUGUAUUACUUGGAUUCCCGGGAUCUUCAUCAUCCUCAUCAUUAUUGUCGUUACCAUCAUCAAAUGCAAAACAACAGGAAAUGGAAUUACAUGAACCGAAAAUUUUGUCUCGAAAACGUAGAUUCUUAGCUUUUCCAUACGGAUCGUCAUUCUCAGCUACAAUUUGUACCACAAUAGGAAUGUAUGGUAAUCCAAAUUAUAAUUGGAUAAGUUAUGCCCUAAAUUUUGGUGUAUCAUAUAAUUUACCAAAUGAAACAUGGGUUGUGGAUGCUGCACAUGGUUUUGGUAAUUUAAAAUCAAAUGAUGGUACAUCAACCGGUACAGGAUCAACAGGUGCUGAAUUAAUUGAAAAAAGACGUACUCCCGAAAAUUGUUAUUUAAUUCUUAGAAUGGGUUUCGAUGGUCAACAAUGCAUUUUAAGAGCUCUUUGUGAGGCAUCAAAAUUAUUCUCUGAUUUAAAAGGUACAAUGGUUGAAGAAAUGGUUAAAACUAUAUUUAGUUAUCCUGGUCGAAGAAGAUAUGUUAAAGAUGAAUUAAUUGAUACUGAACGUUAUAAGGAUUUUACAUAUCAGAGAGCAUUUCAAAGGGGUCAUGCAAUCGAGUAUAUUUCGGAUUGUAUAAAUUUCUAUCCAAAUUGCACAUUUUCCCUUAUAGAUUUAGCGUUCGGUAAAUAUUCAGUAAGACCAACAACACUUAUGAAAAAAAAUAAUUAUUCAUUUAUGUGA